Molecule: messenger RNA, 757 nt
Organism: Mercurialis annua (annual mercury)
Lineage: Eukaryota; Viridiplantae; Streptophyta; Magnoliopsida; Malpighiales; Euphorbiaceae
Product: deoxyuridine 5'-triphosphate nucleotidohydrolase
Exons: 3
Coding region: 66-575 (169 amino acids)
Biological process (GO): dUTP catabolic process; dUMP biosynthetic process
Molecular function (GO): dUTP diphosphatase activity; magnesium ion binding
Source: RefSeq, a predicted model, not a curated record
CAUUUAACGUAAAACCCAUUUUAAUUCCUUAUUCGUCCUGCUUAUCCUUCGUCUUUUCCCCCAAAAUGACUCAAAACAACUGCCCUGAGGUUCAAGAGCCAUCACCCAAGAUCCAAAAGCUUGAACAAAAUGGCAAUCAUCUACCCGCCGACUCCUUCUUUAAGGUUAAAAAGCUCUCUGAUAAAGCUGUUUUGCCAUCUAAAGGCUCUUCCCUCGCCGCUGGCUACGAUCUUUCAAGUGCAACUGAGACUAAGGUUCCUGCAAGAGGAAAAGCUCUAAUCCCGACCGAUCUGAAUAUCGCCGUACCUGAAGGAACAUAUGCUCGCAUUGCGCCGAGAUCAGGACUGGCGUGGAAGCACUCGAUCGAUGUGGGAGCAGGAGUGAUAGAUGCUGAUUACAGGGGACCUGUCGGUGUUAUAUUGUUUAAUCAUUCUGAUGUUGAUUUUGAAGUGAAAGUUGGAGAUAGAAUCGCGCAGCUGAUUAUUCAGAAGAUAAUUACUCCUCAAGUUGUGGAAGUUGAGGAUUUGGAUGCCACAGUUAGAGGUGAAGGAGGGUUUGGGUCUACAGGUGUUUGAUAUUUAUAUCUACUAAUUUGUUUUGUUUAGUUCAGUUCAGUAAUUUUAGUGAACAGUUGGUGGGCAUAUGAAAAAGUAAAUUGUAUGUUUUAGCAGGAUCAAAGAAAGUAAAUCAAAUCUGUAAUGCAAAUGCAGUUUAGCGAAAACAAGGAGUCUGUGCUUUAUGAUAAGUUUUUUUGUUA